AUGAGCGGGAAAAGGUCUCAGCCGCAGGAGAUGGUGCAGGUCGAUGGCUCCGAGCGACCCUCGUCACCAUUCUGGCGAAGCCGCUCUUCUAGCUCCCACCAGGUCCCCGGAAAGUCGACCAAAGUGAUCGGUGCAUCCUAUUCGCAUGCUGAUCUACUCAAAUCUUUGGGGUCUGGAUCUCGACCACGGACUCCUCCAAGCUCCUCCAACCGACCAUCGCAGACCCCUCCCUACGAAAAGAAAUCCUUCCAUUCGCCAGAAAGAAAGCCAUACCCUAGCUAUACGUCUUCAGUUUUGGGUGAAAGUUGGGAUGCGCUAGGCGGUGAGGACAUUGAUGGGGACGAUGAUGACUUGGUCUACGAAGAAGACGAGGACGAGUUCGGCCUCCCCAGCAUUGCAAGCAUGCGUCGGAAACGGAGUAUCAAGAACCGAACACUCAAAUCUCAGGCCGUCACAUAUCCCAAGCUCUCACAAACCCCGUCCGCUCCUGCACUUGCACCGCCUGUCUCACUGGAUCGCGCCAGAUCAGGUAGUUUCGAUAUUGCCGAAGAACGAAAUCCGCUGUCAUAUCCGAGCACAAAGAAGGGAGACGGGAAGAUUCUAAGACCUCAAUAUAAGGAGAUCCUAAAGGAUCCAGCAAACUCUCUGCACCUCAUCAACCAUCCCCCCCUACCACCGAACGCGACGCCAAAGGAAGUCGAAGCUCACAACACGAGGAUAUCUCGAAUCAACAAAUUCAAGCGGAUCUUGCAAGCAACAUCAGUCUCGUUGCCAGACUUGCGAGCUGCAGCAUGGUCUGGAGUACCUGAGGAGGUACGCGCGAUCACCUGGCAACUCCUGUUAGGACACUUGCCCACCAACAGUGAGCGCCGAGUUGUAACUCUCGAGCGCAAGCGGAAGGAAUACCUGGAUGCCGUUCGUCAAGCCUUCAACACCGGCAAUAUGGCGAACCGUAAUGGGUCCAACACUGGUCCAGCCGGGCCUACGUCGCAGCCACCGGGCAGUGCAGGCCGGGGUCGGGGGUUGGACGAGGCAGUUUGGCAUCAGAUCAGCAUCGACGUGCCCCGGACAAAUCCCCACAUCCCGUUGUACGCAUACGAAGGUACACAGCGGUCGCUGGAACGCAUUUUGUACGUAUGGGCGAUUCGACACCCUGCUAGUGGGUAUGUGCAAGGAAUCAACGAUCUUGCCACCCCUUUCUGGCAAGUCUUUCUGGGGACAUACAUCACGGACCUGGAUAUAGAGAGCGGCAUGGACCCGGGGCAACUCCCGAAGGCGGUGCUUGAUGCUGUGGAAGCGGACACCUUCUGGUGUUUAACGAAGCUUCUGGAUGGGAUUCAGGACAACUACAUUGUGGCCCAACCGGGCAUUCACCGACAAGUUGCAGCGCUGCGAGACCUCACUACACGGAUCGAUUCGGGACUGGCCAAACACUUCGAGAAUGAACAUGUGGAAUAUAUGCAAUUCAGCUUUCGCUGGAUGAACUGCCUGCUGAUGCGGGAGUUGAGUAUCAAAAACGUGAUACGGAUGUGGGACACAUAUAUGGCAGAGGAGAACGGGUUUUCCCAGUUCCACCUGUACGUGUGCGCGGCGUUUCUGGUCAAGUGGUCGGAGCAAUUGAUGAAGAUGAACUUUCAAGAAAUCCUGAUGUUUCUACAAGCGCUGCCUACGCGGGGCUGGACCGAGAAGGACAUUGAACUACUAUUGAGCGAGGCUUUCAUUUGGCAGAGUCUGUUCCGGGGCUCGAGGGCGCAUUUGCGAACAUCGAAUAGCACCAUCCCCAUGGGGUCACUGGGUCCAUCGCAUUAA
Capronia epimyces CBS 606.96 is the source of this 1809-nucleotide messenger RNA. RefSeq lists its product as uncharacterized. Gene Ontology annotation, biological process: activation of GTPase activity. Bases 1 to 1809 code for a protein of 602 amino acids. The record is from RefSeq and is a predicted model, not a curated record. NCBI's taxonomy places the organism in Eukaryota, Fungi, Ascomycota, Eurotiomycetes, Chaetothyriales, Herpotrichiellaceae. Gene Ontology annotation, cellular component: Golgi apparatus. Gene Ontology annotation, molecular function: GTPase activator activity. The transcript has 6 exons.